AUGACUUUUAGAUUUGGUCAAAAGUUCUUUGGCAUACGAAACUUUACUAGAGGCUUUUUAACUCGACAAUCGUCACCUUUUAAAGCUCAAGCUUUAAUACCUUUUGUAGUUGAACAAACGUCAAGAGGCGAACGUUCAUAUGACAUAUUUUCUAGACUUUUAAAAGAAAGGAUCGUAGACGAUAGUGUAGCGGCAGUAGUUGUAGCUCAAUUACUAUUUCUUGAAGCUGAAAAUCCAGAAAAACCGAUUAGCUUAUAUAUUAAUAGUCCUGGUGGUACUGUAACCGCCGGUAUGGCUAUUUAUGAUACAUACAUUCAAUCACCAGUAUCAACACUUUGCAAUGGUCAAGCAUGUUCAAUGGGAUCAUUACUUUUGGCCGCAGGUGAACCAGGAAAACGUUAUACACUUCCAAAUUCUACUAUAAUGAUACAUCAACCAAUAGGCGGUGCAUCAGGUCAAGCAACUGAUAUUGCUAUUCAUGCUAAAGAGAUAUUAAGAGUUAGAGAAAGAUUAAAUAAAAUUUAUAAAAAACAUUGUAAUAAACAUACAAUGGAAGAAAUUGAAACGGCUGUUGAAAGAGAUUAUUAUAUGACUGCUGAGGAAGCUCUAGAGUUUGGCUUGGUUGAUAGAGUUUUGGAAAAAAGGGAAGUUACUCCACCAGAACCAUUAAAAUAA
This is a messenger RNA of Racocetra persica, 675 nucleotides long. The record is from the annotation of a GenBank genome assembly. Lineage: Eukaryota; Fungi; Glomeromycota; Glomeromycetes; Diversisporales; Gigasporaceae.